AUGUCGGCCAUGAGCAAGGAGGCUAUUGAGGCCCAGUGGGCCGCUCAUAUCGACAAGCAGAUGGUCACCGUGCCCGGCUCUAAGGAGGAGGGCUUCACGGAGAUCUACAAGAACGCUGCGUUCCCCGAUUCGCCUCCGGCUGUGUCCGCCUACGAUGCGUUCAUCAAGGGUUACCAGAUGGACCCCAACGCCAAGUGCCUGGGUCACCGCCCGUGGGACGAGGCGAAGGGCGAUCUUGCGAACCAGUUUGUCUGGCGCACCUACGCCGAGGUCGAGACCGAACGUACUGCGCUUGGCUCGGCGAUGAGCGGCUGGGUCGACCAGGGUCUGCUCAAGCCCCGUGCCAACGAGGAAAACAUCCUCGAGCCCGGCAUGACCAAGUUCUCUGUCGCAUUCUGGGGCCCCAACCGCCCCGAGGCCUGCACCGUGGCCCUUGCGCUGAACGCCUACUCGCGCUGCUCGAUCGGUCUCUACGACAACUACGACGCAGCGAUUUCGUGCUACAUCCUGCACCACAGUUGCUCGCGUGCGCUCUUCACCACCUCGUCGUACCUCCCGAUCGUUCUGCGCAACAUCGAGAAGAUGCCCUCGCUUAAGGUCGUCGUUCUCCUCGACCGCCCCGGCCCGGCGAAGCUCGCACAGGGUGAGGUGCAGAAGGAGCACCUCGCGCGCGAGUGGGCUGCCAUGCACGACGUGCACAUCUUCUCCUACGACGAGGUCGUCGCGCAGGGUCUCGCCAACCAGCGCCCGCACAUUCCCCCGUCGAGCCCCGACAACCUCGAGUCGCUCUGUUACACGUCGGGCACCACCGGCCUUCCGAAGGCCUCGCGCAUCACCAGCGACGAUACCGCUGUGGGUAUCGAGGGUCUCCGCUACGUCGUUCCGGGCACCAAGAUGGUCUCCAUCUCCUACCUGCCCCUUGCCCACAUUCUCGAGCAUGGCUGGGAGCUGUACAUUCUCCGCACCGGUGGCGCGAUCGGCUACUACUCGGGUAGCAUCGAUCGUCUGCCCGAGGACCUGCAGCUCCUCAAACCCACCGCGUUUCCCAGUGUGCCUCGUGUGCUGAACCGCAUUGCGGGUCAGAUCGAGACACAGAUGAACGCUGGUGGCCUCAAGGGCUUCCUUCUCCGCAGCGCCAUCGACGCCAAACUCAAGAACUACGAGGAGACGGGCACGAUUACCCAUGCUUUCUGGGACCGUCUCGUGUUCCGCAAGGUCCGCGGAAUGCUCGGUGGUAACAUCCGCGUGUGCUUCACCGGUAGUGCCCCGUGCCGCCCCGAUGUGCUGAAGCUGCUCCGCGUUGCUCUGUGCACGGACAUCCGUGAGGCGUACGGCCAGACCGAGAACUGCGCCUACGCCACGUUCAUGGCUCCCCACGACCGCAACCUUGGCUGUGUCGGCCCGGCGAACCCCGGUCUGGAGCUCCGCCUGCGCGACUGCCCCGACCUCGGCUACCUGUCGACCGACAAGCCGCACCCCCGUGGUGAGAUCCUCUUCCGCGGCCCCACCGUGUUCAGCGGCUACGAGGGCGACCCUGCCAAGACCAAGGAGACCCUCAUGCCCGGCAAGGACGGCCGUGGCAACUGGCUGCUCACCGGUGACGUCGGCCAGAUCGACCAGUACAACCGUCUGCAGAUCAUUGACCGUGUCAAGAACCUGGUCAAGCUCGCGCAGGGUGAGUACAUUGCCAUUGAGAAGGUCGAGGGCAUCUUUGCCUCGCUCCCGCUCGCUCAGCAGGUCUGGCUCUACGGUGACUCCUUCCAGCCCCACCUGGUCGCUAUCUGUGUGCCCGAGCCCGAGCCGUUUGCACAGUUCAUCUCGCGCGUCUCGAAGAAGAGCGUCUCGCCCUCGGACACCCAGGCGCUCGAGGAGGCCUGCAAGGACGAGAAGAUCGUCGAGGCUUUCCUGCGUGAGUUCAUCUUGCUCGGUAAGCGCCAGAAGCUCGGCUCGCUCGAGCAGAUCCGUGCCCUGAAGCUGCGCAUGGAGCCCUUCUCGCCGGAGAACGGCCUGAUGACCCCUACGCUGAAGAUUAAGCGCCAGGAGGCCGCCAAGGUCCUCAAGAAGGACCUCGAAGAGCUCUACGAGUGCCAGCCUUACGACCUGAACAGCGUCAAGGACUCCAAGCUCUAA
Molecule: messenger RNA, 2130 nt
Organism: Malassezia japonica
Lineage: Eukaryota; Fungi; Basidiomycota; Malasseziomycetes; Malasseziales; Malasseziaceae
Product: long-chain-fatty-acid--CoA ligase
Exons: 2
Coding region: 1-2130 (709 amino acids)
Biological process (GO): long-chain fatty acid metabolic process
Cellular component (GO): membrane; endoplasmic reticulum
Molecular function (GO): long-chain fatty acid-CoA ligase activity
Source: RefSeq, a predicted model, not a curated record